UCGAGUACAUGAUCCUGGCGACCAUCAUUGCCAACUGUAUCGUGCUGGCCCUGGAGCAGCACCUCCCCGAGGACGACAAGACGCCCAUGUCACGGAGAUUAGAGAAGACAGAGCCCUACUUCAUUGGGAUUUUCUGCUUCGAGGCUGGGAUUAAGAUCGUGGCCCUGGGAUUCGUUUUCCACAAGGGCUCAUACCUGCGCAACGGCUGGAAUGUCAUGGACUUCAUCGUGGUCCUCAGCGGCAUCCUCGCCACGGCCGGGACACACUUCAACACCCACGUGGACCUGCGGACGCUGCGGGCCGUGCGCGUGCUCCGGCCGCUCAAGCUCGUCUCAGGCAUUCCCAGCUUGCAGAUUGUCCUGAAAUCCAUCAUGAAGGCCAUGGUGCCUCUCCUGCAGAUCGGCCUGCUGCUCUUUUUCGCCAUCCUCAUGUUUGCCAUCAUCGGCCUGGAGUUCUACAGCGGGAAGCUGCACCGAGCCUGCUACACCAACAAUUCAGGUGAAUUAGAGGAGCUGGACCCUCCCCACCCGUGCGGGGUGCAGGGGUGCCCCCCGGGCUACGAGUGCCGCGAGUGGAUCGGUCCCAACGACGGGAUCACGCAGUUCGACAACAUCCUCUUCGCUGUGCUGACCGUCUUCCAGUGCAUCACCAUGGAAGGGUGGACCACAGUCCUGUACAAUACCAAUGAUGCCUUAGGAGCCACCUGGAACUGGCUGUACUUCAUCCCCCUCAUCAUCAUUGGAUCCUUCUUUGUCCUCAACCUUGUCCUGGGAGUGUUGUCAGGGGAGUUUGCCAAAGAGCGAGAGCGYGUGGAGAACCGCCGAGCCUUUAUGAAGCUGCGGCGCCAGCAGCAGAUUGAGCGGGAGCUCAACGGCUACCGGGCAUGGAUAGACAAAGCGGAGGAAGUCAUGCUGGCUGAAGAGAACAAAAAUUCGGGGACCUCAGCCUUAGAUGUGCUCAGGCGAGCCACCAUCAAGCGGAACCGGACGGACGCCGGUGAUGAGCACUGUGUCGACAUCUCCUCCGUGGGCGAGCGGAGGCUGGCGCAGAGAAGACCUCUUCAUCCAACCUUGGGCAACCCCUUGAGCCACUCUGGGCUCAAAGGCGCCAGGGUGGACGGAGCCUCCUACCUGCGGCACAAGGAGCGGCUCCUGCGCAUCUCCGUGCGCCACAUGGUGAAAUCCCAGGUCUUCUACUGGAUCGUCCUGAGCCUGGUGGCUCUCAACACCGCCUGCGUGGCCAUCGUCCAUCACAACCAGCCAGCCUGGCUCACCCACUUCCUCUACUAUGCAGAGUUCCUGUUUCUCGGGCUCUUCCUUCUGGAGAUGUCCUUGAAGAUGUACGGGAUGGGGCCACGCCUCUACUUCCAUUCUUCCUUCAACUGCUUCGACUGCGGGGUCACAGUGGGAAGCAUCUUCGAAGUGGUUUGGGCUAUAUUCAGACCAGGAACCUCUUUUGGGAUCAGUGUCCUGCGAGCCCUUCGUCUCCUGCGGAUAUUUAAAAUAACCAAGUACUGGGCAUCCCUGAGGAAUUUGGUGGUCUCGCUGAUGAGCUCCAUGAAAUCUAUUAUCAGCCUGCUCUUCCUCCUGUUCCUCUUCAUUGUAGUGUUUGCUCUUCUGGGAAUGCAGCUGUUUGGAGGCAGGUUUAACUUCAUGGAUGGGACUCCAUCAGCCAACUUUGACACCUUCCCUGCAGCCAUCAUGACGGUGUUCCAGAUCCUGACAGGCGAGGACUGGAAUGAGGUGAUGUACAACGGCAUUCGCUCCCAGGGAGGCGUGCGCUCGGGGAUGUGGUCCUCCAUCUACUUCAUCGUCCUCACCUURUUUGGAAACUAUACUCUGCUGAACGUCUUCUUGGCCAUCGCCGUGGACAACCUGGCCAAYGCUCAGGAGCUCACCAAGGAUGAGCAGGAGGAAGAGGAGGCCUUUAACCAGAAGCACGCCCUUCAGAAAGCCAAAGAAGUCAGCCCCAUGUCCGCCCCAAACAUGCCUGCUAUCGAGCGGGAGCGCCGCCGGCGGCACCACAUGUCGGUGUGGGAGCAGCGCACCAGCCAGCUGCGCCGCCACAUGCAGAUGUCCAGCCAGGAGGGCAUCAACAAGGACGAGCCGCCCCUCAUCAAUCCCCACGCCAGCAUCUUCCGCAGGAAGAAACCCGGGGAUGGCGUCACCCUGGAGAAAUGUGCCGAGGAGCAGGGAAAGAGCGAGCGGCCGCUGGCCGAGGGACCCGAGCAGCCGCUGCCGGGAGCCAACCCCGGCGGUGGCGAGGACAGGACAUCGCCCCGGGCCAAGCGGGACAAGGACUUGUGGCAGCAGAAAUCGUGCCAYGGGAACUGUGAGGCGGGCGAACAGGACGGAGGCAGCAUCGAGGACAGGGCCAGGAUGAGGCAGAGCCAGCGGCGCAGCCGGCACCGCAGAGCCCGCAUGGAGGGGAAGGACACGGCCAGCAUCUUGGGGAGCCGCUCGGCCAGCCAGGAGAUGGGGCUGGAGGAGGCCAGCACCGCCGAGGGGACACAGGAUGGGGACCGGCGUGGGGACGCGGCAGAGGCACUGAUUCCGGGGGAGCCCGAGGCGAGCGGAGAGUCCAUCAGGACAAACGGGGUCCCCGCCGGCGAUGCCGAUCUGAUUGGCACCAGGAAGAGGAGCCCCCCACACGCCGUGCCCGAGCUCUCGCAGGGGAAGCCGGGCACCCUGACGGAGCAGGACUGCAGCAGCCCGGACACGAGCGAGCAGGCGCUGCUGGAUCCCAGCCGGACCGUGAGCCGCAGCGAGCCCGACCUCUCGUCCAUCACCCCCAACACCGAGAAGGCCACCGAGAGCACGGCCAUCAUGAUCGAUGUGCACGACUCCGCUGUGGUACAGAUUAGCAACAAGACAGACGGCGAAGCCAGCCCCUUAAAGGAGGCUGAGACCAAAGAGGAUGAGGAGGAAAUGGAGAAGAAGAAGCGGAAGAAGGAAAAGAGCGAGACGGGCAAAGCAAUGGUGCCGCACAGCUCUAUGUUCAUCUUCAGCACCACCAACCCGGUGAGGAGGGCUUGUCACUACAUCGUGAACCUGCGCUACUUCGAGAUGUGCAUCCUCCUGGUGAUCGCCGCCAGCAGCAUCGCCCUCGCCGCCGAGGAUCCCGUCCUCACCAACUCCGACCGCAACAAAGUCCUGAGGUAUUUCGACUAUGUCUUCACUGGCGUCUUCACCUUCGAGAUGGUGAUCAAGAUGAUUGAUCAGGGCUUGAUCCUGCAGGAYGGCUCCUACUUCCGAGACCUCUGGAACAUCCUGGAUUUCAUCGUGGUGGUGGGAGCACUGGUGGCUUUUGCCUUGGCGAAUGCUUUGGGGACCAACAAGGGCCGGGAUAUCAAGACCAUCAAGUCUCUCCGUGUGCUGCGGGUCUUGAGGCCCCUAAAAACCAUCAAGAGGCUGCCCAAGCUGAAGGCGGUUUUUGACUGCGUUGUGACAUCCCUCAAGAACGUCUUCAACAUCCUCAUCGUCUACAAGCUCUUCAUGUUCAUCUUCGCCGUCAUCGCCGUGCAGCUCUUCAAGGGGAAGUUCUUCUACUGCACGGACAGCUCCAAGGACACGCAGAAGGACUGCAUAGGAAACUACGUGGACCACGAGAAGAACAAGAUGGAGGUGAAGUGCCGGGAGUGGAAGAGGCACGAGUUCCACUACGACAACAUCAUCUGGGCUCUGCUCACCCUGUUCACCGUGUCCACCGGCGAGGGGUGGCCCCAGGUGCUGCAGCACUCGGUGGACGUGACGGAGGAGGACCGCGGGCCCAGCCGCAGCAACCGCAUGGAGAUGUCCAUCUUUUAUGUCGUCUACUUUGUGGUCUUCCCUUUCUUCUUUGUCAACAUUUUCGUGGCUCUCAUCAUCAUCACGUUCCAAGAGCAAGGAGACAAAAUGAUGGAGGAGUGCAGUCUGGAGAAGAACGAGAGGGCCUGCAUUGACUUUGCCAUAAGUGCCAAGCCCCUGACGCGGUACAUGCCCCAGAACAGACACACCUUCCAGUACCGCGUCUGGCACUUCGUGGUGUCCCCGUCCUUCGAGUACACCAUCAUGGCCAUGAUAGCGCUCAACACCGUGGUGCUCAUGAUGAAGUACUACUCUGCUCCGUACACAUACGAGCUGGCCCUGAAGUACCUGAACAUCGCCUUCACCAUGGUGUUCUCCUUGGAGUGCGUCCUCAAGAUCAUCGCCUUCGGCUUCCUGAAUUAUUUCCGGGACACGUGGAACAUCUUUGACUUCAUCACGGUGAUUGGCAGCAUCACGGAAAUCAUCCUGACGGACACCAAGCUGGUGAACACCAGCAGCUUCAACAUGAGCUUCCUGAAGCUSUUCCGGGCUGCUCGGCUCAUCAAGCUGCUCCGCCAGGGUUACACCAUCCGCAUCCUGCUCUGGACGUUCGUGCAGUCCUUCAAGGCGCUCCCCUAYGUGUGCCUGCUGAUCGCCAUGCUUUUCUUCAUCUACGCCAUCAUCGGCAUGCAGGUUUUUGGCAAUAUCAAGCUAGAUGAGGAAAGCCACAUCAACCGGCACAACAACUUUCGUAGCUUCCUGGGCUCCCUCAUGCUCCUCUUCAGGAGUGCCACGGGGGAGGCGUGGCAGGAGAUCAUGCUGUCCUGCCUGGAGGGCAAAGGCUGCGAGCCGGACACAACGGCGACGUCCGGGCAGAAYGAGAACGAGCGCUGCGGCACCGACCUGGCCUAUGUCUACUUUGUGUCCUUCAUCUUCUUCUGCUCCUUCCUGAUGCUCAACCUGUUCGUGGCAGUCAUCAUGGACAACUUUGAGUAYCUGACACGGGAUUCCUCCAUCCUGGGCCCUCACCAUCUGGAUGAGUUUGUCCGGAUCUGGGCAGAGUACGACCGAGCAGCGUGUGGCCGAAUCCAUUACACUGAGAUGUAUGAAAUGCUGACUCUUAUGUCACCACCGCUAGGCCUCGGCAAGAGAUGUCCUUCCAAAGUGGCCUAUAAGAGACUGGUGCUGAUGAACAUGCCCGUGGCCGAGGACAUGACCGUCCACUUCACCUCCACCCUCAUGGCACUGAUCCGCACGGCCCUGGACAUCAAAAUUGCCAAAGGUGGUGCAGAUUGGCAGCAGUUGGACUCUGAGCUGCAAAAGGAGAUCCUGACCAUUUGGCCUCACCUGUCCCAGAAGAUGCUUGACCUGUUGGUGCCCAUGCCAAAAACCUCGGACCUGACUGUUGGGAAAAUAUAUGCAGCCAUGAUGAUCAUGGAUUACUACAAGCAGAGCAAGGCGAAGAAGCAGCGGCAGCAGCUGGAGGAGCAGAAAAAUGCCCCCAUGUUCCAGCGCAUGGAGCCAUCCUCCCUGCCACAGGAAAUCAUCUCCAAYGCCAAGGCUCUGCCAUACCUCCAGCAGGACACCCUCUCAGGCCUGAGCAGCCGAGGCGGGUUCCCCUCGCUGAGCCCACUCUCACCACAGGAGAUCUUCCAGCUGGCGUGCAUGGAUCCGGCCCAGGAGCAGUACCAGGAGCACCAGUCUCUGGAGCCAGAGGUUAGGGAGUUUCAAAGAGUGCAGCCCUCUAACCGUGGCAGCUACCUUCCCGUGGACACUCAGGACCACGCUGUCUCUGGGAGGGCCUCCUCCAUGCCUCGUCUCACUGUGGAUCCCCAGGUGGUGACAGACACCAGCUCCAUGCGGAGAUCAUUCUCCACCAUCCGGGACAAGCGGCCCAACAGCUCCUGGCUGGAUGAGUUCUCCAUGGAGCGCAGCAGUGAGAACACCUACAAGUCCCGCCGGCGCAGCUACCACUCCUCGCUCCAGCUGUCCGCCCGGCGCCUCAACGCCGACUCGGGCCACCGGUCUGAGGGGCACCGCUCGGGCCGGGAGCGGGGCCGAUCCAAAGAGCGCAAGCACCUGCUGUCCCCCGACAUCUCUCGCUGCAACUCCGAGGAGAGGAGUCCCCAGGCACAGGAGGAGUCACCGGAGCGGCGGCGCGAGUCCCGGUCACCCAGUGAGGGCAGGUCACAGACACCCAGCAGGCAGGUGUCCCAGAUCCACAAGCCUGGAGAUGCCAGUGCUUGA
Messenger RNA from Malurus melanocephalus (red-backed fairy wren), 6032 nucleotides. Its product is annotated as voltage-dependent R-type calcium channel subunit alpha-1E-like. NCBI's taxonomy places the organism in Eukaryota, Metazoa, Chordata, Aves, Passeriformes, Maluridae. The transcript is spliced from 46 exons. The record is from RefSeq and is a predicted model, not a curated record. Gene Ontology annotation, cellular component: neuronal cell body; membrane; voltage-gated calcium channel complex. Gene Ontology annotation, biological process: chemical synaptic transmission; calcium ion import across plasma membrane. Bases 9 to 6032 code for a protein of 2007 amino acids. Gene Ontology annotation, molecular function: calcium ion binding; high voltage-gated calcium channel activity.